AUGUCUUCUGAUACGCCCGAACAAGCUAUGCCUCAACAAACUACUUCCAACCCUACCUUCCAAGUAGACAUGACAUGGAAGAAAUUCAAAGCCAUCAUCUCGGACAUCAAUAGCCCAGGCAAAGACCCAAAAUACAUCGUCGACUUCCCAUGGAACCUGCUCCCAAAAUCAGAAAGUAUGAUCGUGAAAAGAGCCUCGGACGAAGAAGUCGUCGGAACAGGCAAGCUCUCAAUGGUCUCAAUCAACGCCAACUACAAGUUCCACGGACAGAAAGGAACGUUGCUAGCCCAGAAACGCUGGCAAACAGUCUAUACCCACCGUUCUCUCAACUUUUCCGACACCGACACCCCAGUCACCAUGACCUGGACAAGCGACUGUGGAUUCAAGACGUGGGACUUCAUCUGCGUUGAUGAGAAUCAGAAUCCUGUUGCUAGGUUCUGCGCCAACCAAUGGGCUGUCUCUAAGGUUGGAAAGAUUGAGUUUGAUGGCCCCAAGGCUCAUAGCCAGGCUGCCCAGGAGGAGAUAUUUGUGGUUGGGCUGACGCUGUUCUAUACGAUGGUGCUUCGUGCCACCAACAUUCUCAACUUCUUUGGUGCUAUCUUUGCUCGGCCUGGACAUAAGGAGCAUAUGGAGCCUGAGCCUCGGCCGCUGAAGGUGGCUAGUGAGGAAACUGGCCCGCAAGCCAUUCAUUCCUGA
Molecule: messenger RNA, 696 nt
Organism: Penicillium nucicola
Lineage: Eukaryota; Fungi; Ascomycota; Eurotiomycetes; Eurotiales; Aspergillaceae
Exons: 1
Coding region: 1-696 (231 amino acids)
Source: RefSeq, a predicted model, not a curated record